UUCAACAGAAAUGAAAUGAUGUGAGGUUGGAACGUUCAAUAAAUUUACCAUCUUCAUCACUCACCGGAUCGUGAGCAUGGCUGUGCUACCUUUCCCAUACUCAGCAUCUCCCACUCCAUCUCUCCACUUGUCUCAACAAAAAGGCCUUAAAACAAAACUAAAUUCCAAAACAAGCGCGUUCUCACCAAUCCAAUGCUGUCACAGCCAGACAGAGCCAUUCCUACUGAAUGGCCUGGCCAGAGUUUCGGAGAAGAUUCCUCUGAGCAACCCUUCUGUUGCAGCUUCCGGCGUGGCUGUUCCGCCCAGGCCUCGAAGGAUAAUCCUUGUUAGGCAUGGAGAGAGUGAAGGAAACGUGGAUGAGAGCGUCUACACAAGGAUACCUGAUCCCAAGAUAUCGCUCACCGAGAAAGGGAGGGCACAAGCCGAGGCAUGUGGGAACAGGAUAAAACAAAUGAUUGAGAAAGAACACGGACAGCGCUGGCAGGUUUACUUCUACGUGUCGCCGUAUCGAAGGACCCUUCAAACCUUGCAACACCUCGCUCGUCCCUUUGAACGUUCCAGAAUCGCUGGUUUCAGGGAAGAACCUCGCAUUCGGGAACAGGAUUUUGGGAAUUUUCAAAACAGAGAAAAGAUGCGAGUGGAAAAGGCACUUCGGCAGCUUUAUGGCCGUUUCUUUUACCGAUUUCCAGAUGGAGAAUCCGCGGCUGAUGUGUAUGAUAGAAUCACUGGAUUUAGAGAGACGUUGAGAACAGAUAUUAAUAUUGGACGGUAUCAGCCACCCGAGGAGAGGAAAACAGAGAUGAACUUGGUGAUCGUGUCUCACGGCCUAACACUUCGAGUGUUUCUCAUGAGGUGGUACAAGUGGACGGUUCAACAGUUCGAGGGUCUCAACAACUUGGGCAAUGGAAAUAUGCUUGUCAUGGAAAAGGGUCAUGGAGGAAGGUAUAGCUUACUGAUGCAUCAUGAUGAAGAGGAGCUGAGGCGGUUUGGACUGACUGAUGAAAUGUUGAUUGAUCAGGAGUGGCAUAAAAUUGCAAGACCUGCUGAUCUGAAUUACGAUUGUCCAAUGGUCAAUUCCUUCUUUCCCCACCUCGGUGAAGAAACAUGCUAGUUGAUCAAGAACUUGCAGCAACUUCAAAGUCAAUGCAAAGGCUAUAAACCACAGCAUGUACAGUAAAUAGCUCAGUUAUGAAAACAAAGAGUAGUGUUGUAUCUAGCUAACUAGUAGAAAAGUUUGUACCCAAGAAUUUAACAAUAGAAAAAGUUAGUAUACAAUGAUCGGGUUACUUUUGGUUAGCACCGUGUUUGGCAAUAGUAGGCGAGUAUAGAUGGUAUAACAAAUGUUUUGUUGCCUAAGUUGACUCCAUUAUCUGCGG
This is a messenger RNA of Vigna umbellata (rice bean), 1376 nucleotides long. RefSeq names its product phosphoglycerate mutase-like protein AT74H. The record is from RefSeq and is a predicted model, not a curated record. NCBI's taxonomy places the organism in Eukaryota, Viridiplantae, Streptophyta, Magnoliopsida, Fabales, Fabaceae. Gene Ontology annotation, molecular function: catalytic activity.